This is a messenger RNA of Penicillium brevicompactum, 1437 nucleotides long. Its product is annotated as putative C6 transcription factor. Gene Ontology annotation, cellular component: nucleus. Bases 1 to 1437 code for a protein of 478 amino acids. Gene Ontology annotation, biological process: regulation of transcription by RNA polymerase II; DNA-templated transcription. Lineage: Eukaryota; Fungi; Ascomycota; Eurotiomycetes; Eurotiales; Aspergillaceae. The record is from RefSeq and is a predicted model, not a curated record. Gene Ontology annotation, molecular function: RNA polymerase II cis-regulatory region sequence-specific DNA binding; zinc ion binding; DNA-binding transcription activator activity, RNA polymerase II-specific. The transcript has a single exon.
AUGGUCGGUUUGUACCUUGGUGACUUCGAAUCAGUCUACCGAAUUCUCCACAUCCCUUCUUUCUGGGUCGAGUAUGAAACAUUCUGGAGCAAUCCCGAGCAGGCCCCAACUGAACUUCGUCUCAAAAUACUUCUUGUGGUCGGGAUAGGCGCGAGUAUCCAUGAAACAGGUAUGAACGCUGGGCUUCGUCAUACCAUCCAUCGCUGGAUUUACGCCGCCCAAGCAUGGCUCUCCGGGCCAUUAGAAAAGGACAGGCUCACCGUUUCUGGGCUUCAAAUCGACUGCCUCAUGAUACUGGCCCGACAAAUCUAUUCGAUUGGCGCCGAUCUGGUUUGGACUUCGAUGGGGACUCUGCUCCACAAGGCCAUGCAAAUCAAUCUGCACCGCGAUCCAAAGCACCUCUCGGGGAUACCUGUUCUGCAAGCUGAAGUCCGACGUAGGCUCUGGGCGACUAUUGUUGAAAUGACGGUACAGGCAGCGUUAGACUCGGCGAUGCCACCUAGCCUCCCUGAGUCCGACACUGAGCCUCCUUCAAAUAUCAAUGAUGAUGAAAUCAGCGAGUCUACAACUGCUGUUCAAUCUCAUUCUAGCGGGAUAUACACUGCUACUUCGAUGCAACUUCUUAUGCUUGCCUCGUUGCCAGUCCGUCUGCGAAUACUGCAAAUACUAACAAGUUUGAGCCCGGAGAUAUUGUACCUCGAUGUGAUCGCAUUAAGCUCCGAGUUGACCAAUGUGCUUACCUCUAACUAUGAGUUUAUCAAGGACGACGCAGGAGCGAGCAUGAUUCCGUUUCAUCGUAAUCUCCUAGAUUAUCUCAUCAGGCGUUUCAUGAUACCUUUACACUGCCCGUUCACCGACAAAGCCCGCACAAACCCUUUGUUAUCGUCAUCUCUAAAAGCCACCCUCGAUGCAGCUAUGGCCAUCAUGUCACCAGAGCCCGAUGAUGCGUUCUCCAGAUUGAUGGCGAUCGGCGGUGGUCUCUUCAGAGAAGGCAUCUGGUGUGCCAUGACCGUCAUCAGUAUCGAGCUGUUAGCACAAACCGAGGCCCAGAGUAUUGAUGGAACACUGCACCGCAAUCACCGAUACAUUGGGCUUCUCAAGAACAUUGCUACUGACCUGCUUUCUAUUUCCGUUGAGCGCAUUCGUCAAGGCGAGUCCAACGUCAAAGGUCACAUGUUCAUGAGCAUGAUCAUAGCGCAGGUUGAGGCAAAAAAGUCGGGCGUCGAUAGCGAAUUCAGCAUUGCAAAAAGCGCCGAAAGUAGUCUCGAGCUCUGUCACGGUCUUUUGAUGACACUGGCCGACACUGUUUCCUUGGCGCAUUCGAGCGACGGUGAUUUUGAGUCGGGCGCAAGUCACCAUGGCGAGCUUGAAGAAUGCACUGGUUUGGAUCUGGACUUAGACUGGGAUUUCCUUUUACCAGAUGCAGGGUUUGCGUAA